Messenger RNA from Mesorhabditis spiculigera, 690 nucleotides. The record is from the annotation of a GenBank genome assembly. Lineage: Eukaryota; Metazoa; Nematoda; Chromadorea; Rhabditida; Rhabditidae.
AUGCGGCUAGCUCUCCGAAGGGUCGUCACAUCAAUAGGUCGGGUGGCAGAACGAGGUAUCUGCAGCACGGCCACAGCUGGCUCACGAUACGACGCAAAGGUUUUCCGGGAUCCACUCGUGGCUUUAGAAGAGAUAAAUGAGCCACUAUCUGCCGAAGAUGAGCGCAACUUCCUUUACAUCAAGGCGAUGGAAAGCGAUGACACGCCCGUCUUUUACAGAAACCAUGUUGUCGACAAGUUGACGCGAGUUUGCAUGAAGGAUGGACAAAAGGAGACGUCCAGGCAUAAUGUUCUUUCUGCCUUGGAGAUUGUCAAACGCAAGCAAUAUAAGGCGUGGGUUGAUGCGCCGACACCCGAGGAAAAGGCUAACGUGGAGCGAGAUCCUUUCAAGGUGGCGGAAGCAGCAAUCCGGAAUUGUCGCCCUUUGAUGAAGCUAAUGCCGGUUACCCGAGGUGGAACAACUUAUCAAGUGCCCUUCCCGAUCGAAGAGGACGAGGCGGAAUUUCGGGCAAUGAAGAUGAUGCGCGAUGUGUGCCGCGGGAAGUCAAAACAUUCUGAAGUGCUGCAUUUUAAGGACUACCUAGCCAACGAAUUCCUGUCGGCCUAUAACAAUGAGGGUGCGACGAUCCAAGUGAAGCAGGAAUUGCACAAGCUCUGCGAAGCGAACCGUGCCUUUGCCCACUAUCGAGGC